AGUGGAGCCCCGCAGGCCGCCCGCAGAGCACUCCUAACCCCUCUUCUCUCUUCCGAUCCCCCCCACAAAUCUGCGCGGCCCUUCGCCAAAUUCUCGCGGACACGACGAUGGUGGGGAGCGUGGGCAACGGGACGGUGGAUCUGCACGCUGUUAACGGCAACGGGAAGGCACUGCACCUGGAGGGGGAAGCGGCGGCGGCGGAGGCGCUCCCGAUGGAGGUGGAGCCGGGGAAGAGGGAGGUCGUGCUGGGGAGGAACGUGCACAUGACGUGUUUCGAGGUGAAGGAGCCCGACGCGGACGACGAGGAGACCGGCGAGCGGGAGGCCACCAUGGCCAGCGUCCUCGCGCUCUACCGCCGAUCCCUCGUCGAGCGCACCAAGCACCACCUCGGUUACCCAUACAAUCUUGACUUCGAUUAUGGUGCACUUGCCCAGCUGCAGCACUUCUCCAUCAACAAUCUCGGUGACCCAUUCAUCGAGAGCAACUAUGGUGUCCAUUCCAGGCAGUUUGAGGUGGGAGUGUUGGAUUGGUUUGCUCGCCUCUGGGAAUUAGAGAAGGAUGAGUAUUGGGGAUACAUCACAAACUGUGGAACAGAAGGAAACCUGCAUGGGAUUCUUGUCGGGAGAGAAGUUUUUCCUGAUGGAAUCUUGUAUGCCUCUCGUGAGUCUCACUAUUCAGUGUUCAAGGCAGCAAGGAUGUACAGGAUGGAAUGUGUCAAGGUGGACACCCAUAUUUCGGGGGAAAUAGAUUGUUCUGAUUUUGAGAGAAAACUGCUGCAAAACAGAGAUAAACCUGCCAUUAUUAAUGUCAACAUUGGAACCACCGUGAAGGGAGCAGUUGAUGAUCUUGACCUGGUUAUUAAAACCCUUGAAGAGAGUGGUUUCCAAGGUCGUUUUUAUAUUCAUUGUGAUGGUGCUCUUUUCGGGCUGAUGAUACCGUUUGUUAAGAAGGCGGCUAAAGUGACAUUCAAGAAGCCUAUUGGGAGUGUUAGUGUCUCCGGCCACAAGUUUGUCGGAUGCCCCAUGCCGUGUGGUGUCCAGAUAACAAGAUUGGAGCACAUAAAUGCCCUUUCUAGCAAUGUGGAAUAUCUAGCUUCAAGGGACGCAACAAUCAUGGGAAGCAGGAAUGGACACGCUCCUAUCUUCCUCUGGUACACCCUGAAUAGGAAAGGAUAUAGAGGCUUUCAGAAGGAAGUCCAAAAGUGCUUGAGAAAUGCUCACUAUUUGAAAGACCGUCUCAAUGCAGCAGGAAUUGGAGCGAUGCUUAACGAGCUCAGUAGCACAGUAGUGUUCGAAAGGCCAAAGGAUGAGGAGUUUGUCCGGAGGUGGCAGCUUGCUUGCGAGGGAAACAUAGCUCAUGUCGUGGUCAUGCCCAGUGUCACCAUUGACAAGCUUGAUUAUUUCCUGCGUGAGCUAGUGGAGAAGCGGGCCGUCUGGUACAAGGAUGGAAUUUGUCAGCCUCCCUGCAUUGCCAGAGAUGUAGGCGAAAAGAGCUGCUUCUGUAGCCUUCACAAGAAUUGAGCUUGCUACAAGAGGGCUUCAUUUGUUAGUUGAGUUUGGGUUUCUAGUGUGUUUUGUUGUACUAUAAUGCGUUAUGCACUGUAUGUAAUAAUGCGUUAUGCACUGUAGCCUAUAUGUUGUUACGAAGAUACUUAAGUUAAAUCAAUGGAUGGAGUUUGCAUCAA
Molecule: messenger RNA, 1684 nt
Organism: Brachypodium distachyon (stiff brome)
Lineage: Eukaryota; Viridiplantae; Streptophyta; Magnoliopsida; Poales; Poaceae
Product: serine decarboxylase 1
Exons: 5
Coding region: 108-1520 (470 amino acids)
Biological process (GO): carboxylic acid metabolic process
Molecular function (GO): carboxy-lyase activity; pyridoxal phosphate binding
Source: RefSeq, a predicted model, not a curated record